Molecule: messenger RNA, 537 nt
Organism: Microplitis demolitor
Lineage: Eukaryota; Metazoa; Arthropoda; Insecta; Hymenoptera; Braconidae
Product: sex-determining region Y protein-like
Exons: 1
Coding region: 1-537 (178 amino acids)
Source: RefSeq, a predicted model, not a curated record
AUGCCUCAAACUUUGUAUGCACCAUCAACAUCAUCGUAUUUAUCAACAUCAUCAGGCUCAUCAUAUGUAUCGCAGCCGUUACCAUCAGCACCACCAUCAUAUUCACCACUACUAUCAUCAUCGUCAUCACAACAGUCAUCAUCAUCAUCAUAUUUGCCAUCACCAGCAAUACCAUCAUAUUUACCGCUAUUAUCAUCAUCUCAACAGUUUGCAUCAUAUUUGUCGCAACCACUAUUACCAGCAUCAUAUGGUCCACCACAAUUACUGAUGCCAUGGGCAGAGAAUGUUUAUCGAAAUGAAUUGGUUUUGAUGAUGCCAGCUCCACAUGAACCAGAGCAGCAGCCACCUCAACAUCAACAAGAAAAUAAUGAUUAUGAUCAUUAUCAGCAGUAUAAGCACCACCACCACCAACAACAACAACAACAGCAAUAUUAUGAUAAUGGGCGCUACUAUUGUCAUCACAAUGAACAGUUUAUCCAAAAUAAUUUUUUUAAUACACAUGAUGAUGACGAGGGAAUGGACAAUCAUUUUAAAUAA